Molecule: messenger RNA, 1754 nt
Organism: Diachasmimorpha longicaudata
Lineage: Eukaryota; Metazoa; Arthropoda; Insecta; Hymenoptera; Braconidae
Product: ribonuclease Y-like
Exons: 3
Coding region: 178-1512 (444 amino acids)
Molecular function (GO): protein binding
Source: RefSeq, a predicted model, not a curated record
ACCCUUCUAUCAUUUUUUUGCCUUCUUUCGACGCGGAAAAAACAGGUUUACAUCGUAACACUUCGUACAAAUCUUCAUUGUUUGUUAUUGGAAAGAUUCCGACGCGCUUAGAAAAUAGUUUAUCAACGAGAGAUUUAUAUGUAAAUAGAUGUUGUUUGGUGUUUAAAGGGAUUUGUUAUGGAUGGUGAUUAUUACUCUUCAAUUUACGCUUGGUUUGAAAGAUGUGGAAUAAUAUCAAACGUUCGCACUCACCUUCGUCAGAACCUGGUGAAUGCCUUGAAAAGUAAAGACAUGACCCUGAACAAAACGAAUAUCGGUCCUAAAUCGGCAAAGCAGUAUGUCUACGAUUUGUUGAUAGCGGAGUACCUCUGGAAUCACAAUUAUGCUUACACAGUAUCGGUAUUCGCUAGUGAAGCCCCUCUUCUCAUUAAUUUUCGCAAACACAUACCAAAGAGUGAUAACGGAUCAUUGGAAACGGCUGAUAGAAAUAAACUGCAGACUGAUUACGUUUGUCACGCGCUGGAGACCCUGGGGAUUAGCCCAGGGGGGCCGGAUGGUCAGGCUAUCAUCGGAGAGUACGAUAGCCAUGAUAUGCCCUUGUUGUUAUCAAUACUGAAAUAUAUUAGCCAAUUUAAAAAGCCGAAGAGUACUGUUCAGAUAGUUAGGGAGGAUUUUAAUGGCGGCACCAAAAGCUGCAGGACUCAGACCGAUUUUCCUGAUGGUGAUGUUACUGCAGAGGCUAUCAAAAUCAUGGCAGCUAAGAAAAAAUUGAUGAGGCAGAAGGAAUCCUUCGACAAGGAGCUGAGGGAGAAGGAGAAUGCUCUGAAUCUCAGAGCUAAUCACAUCGAACAGCAGAUGAUAAAAUUGGACGAGAAAUUGGCACAUGUUCAGGGUUCCAUAAAAGCUCUAAAUUUAAAAGAGAAACAGUUUCAUGAAGACAGAAAAGAUGAGGAACGUCGGAUGUACAGAAAAGAAUUAGAACUGGCAGUGAAGGAGAAUUCAUUAACAAGAGAAGCUGAGAGAUUAGAAUUGGAGCGAGAUAGUUACAGACAAUUCGAGGUGAAUCUGAAAAAUCUCCAGGAAGAAUUGGCAAAAGUGAAACAAGUUCUUCCCAAUAAAGAGACUAGAGAGCUCCAAGGCUCGAAAAAAAGCACAAAUGAAGCUUCGACGCAGACUGAGAAGUGUAACAAUGAAACGAAUAAACAAUUGAAUGAUCAAGAGAAACGAGAGCUGCAGAAUCUCGUCCACGAGCAGAAGUUGAGGAUAGAGGAGCUGACGUUGAGAGCAGUGAAGCUAUCAAGACAACUCGAGGAAGCCCAGCUGGUUAAAUAUACGAGUAGUGAUGUCACGAAAGUAAUUCUUCCAGUGCAAUCCUCGAGGACAGUUCUCAGUGAGAGUAGCUGCACCGAUGAGAUCAUUCAAGACGCAAAACAACGCCUGAAGAGACUUGAGGAAGAAACAAUGAAGGCUGAUAAUUGUUACUUAAAUUCAAUGAUCACUUCGCCCUUAUGACGAAGAGUUCACUUCAAUUUAUCCGAGAAUUCCGAGCACCUGUGUGAUUGAACAAAUUAUGUACUAGUGUGAAUAAUUUUAUUAAUUUGAUUUAUUUAUUAAAAAUGGAUUUAUCACAGAGAGACUGCACACACAAUAAUUCACGAGUAAUCAGUUUAUACUAGAAAUUCGUUUUUUUUUUCAUUUAUUAUUGGGUAAAAUUGGAUUCUUGAUGAUUUAAUAUAAAAAUUAUUUACUAUUGA